This is a messenger RNA of Oryza sativa Japonica Group (Japanese rice), 3632 nucleotides long. Lineage: Eukaryota; Viridiplantae; Streptophyta; Magnoliopsida; Poales; Poaceae. The record is from RefSeq and is a predicted model, not a curated record.
AUAAUCCAAGGUUUGAAAAUUGUACCACUGUUGUGUAGCCACAAAAUGACAUGUGCCUAACUGCUGAAUUUGAGUGGAUUAAUUGAUUUGGAAAUCCUCUAGUUAUCUGGAUUAGUUUUGGCCUUUCAAAUGGCGCACUAUCGAUAUAGGAACCUAAGUUUGCUUGUCUUUUUACCGGUAAUCCUGAACUUGAGUGCCUUGUGUUCCUGCUCGGACGACCACUACCAUGUUCAUCAUUAACCUCUCCAUUUCAACCUGUUCACGAUCCUGCUUAACCAAUCCAAACCAUCCACACAAAUUGAAACUCCUACAACAAAGUUCUCCUGAUGAUUUCGGCACUGAAGAAUAAUUAGCUUUUGUGGCCGGCAGUGCUGCCUAGGAAUUCAGGGAAAUGUCUCUCUCCUCCACGCUGCAUUGUCGUGUGGAUCUUGGAUCGUUGGGAGAGAUUAGCCGGCCAUACACUAGUACAGUAGUACAAUGUUAAUUACAUUGGCUAAUCAAAAUUACAGGGAGAGAUUAGCAGUGUACCAGUACUGCACAACGUUAAUUGCAUUGGCUAAGUAUAAAAAUUAGUAGGGAAUCAGCGGAAUGGUGGUGUGAAAAGGUGCAUGAUGCGAGAGCAAAUCAAGGUUUAGUUUUCUUCCCUUUGAGGCUUUCACUCCUCUCGUUAUAAAAGCAGUUCUCUGUCGCAGCGGCGCGGGAGGAGGUGGCAGAGAAGGAAGGAAGCCAAACGGCAUGGGCUCUCGUGGCGCCGCCGCCGACCAUCUCCACGGCGUCCUCGAACUGACGGUGUACGAGGCCGACGACCUCCACAACGCCAUCCAUGGCCGGAUCAUCAAGGCGGCGGAGAGCUUGAAGGAGUCACUGGGCGUGCACCGUCUGGCACACAGGAUCUACGUCGACGUCGAUGUCGGCGCGGCGAGGGUGGCGCGCACCCGCGAGGUGGAGUUCCACCCGACCAACCCCGUCUGGAACCAGUCGUUCCGCCUCCACUGCGCCUACCCGGCGGCGCCCGUGGCGUUCACCGUCAAGAGCCAGCACCUCGUCGGCGCCGGCGUCCUCGGCGCCGCGCGCGUGCCAGCCGCGCGCGUCGCCACGGGUGAGCCCGUGGAGGGCUGGCUCGACCUCCGCGGCGGUGAGCAUGGCCACGCGACGCACACCCCGAAGCUCCGCGUCCGGCUGCGGUUCUUGGGCGUGGAGUCCGACCCGUGGUGGGACGCCGGCGUUCGCCUCCCCGGGUUCGCCGGCGUCACGCCGGCGUUCUUCCCGGAGAGGAGCGGCUGCCGCGUGACGCUGUACCAGAACUCGCACCUGUCCGGCGGGUUCGACCCGGGCGUCCGCCUCGCCGGCGGGGGGGCGUACCGGCCGGCGCGCCUGUGGGAGGACAUGUACGUCGCCAUCCGCGACGCGCGGCGGUUCGUGUACGUCGCCGGGUGGUCGGUGAACGCGGAUAUCACGCUGGUGCGCGACGCGUCCCGGAUGGUCCCCGGCGCCGAGGGCGUCACGCUGGGCGAGCUGCUGCGGCGGAAGGCCGACGAGGGGGUGGCCGUGCUGGUGAUGCCGUGGCAGGACAAGACGUCCGUCUCCUUCCUCGGCAACGGGGGCCUCAUGAGGACACACGACGAGGAGACGCGGCGCUUCUUCGAGGGCACCAACGUGCGCUGCUUCCUCUGCCCGCGCAACGCCGACGCGUCGCUCACCAUGGUGCAGAGCAUCGAGGUCGCAGCGGAGUUCACGCACCACCAGAAGACGGUCACCCUCGACGCCGCCGCCGCCUCGCCGGGCGACGCGGACGGCAGCCGUCGCCAUAUCGUCAGCUUCAUCGGCGGGAUAGACCUCUGCGACGGCCGGUACGACGACGAGAACCACACGCUGUUCCGGGACCUCGACACCACGUACCGCCAUGACUUCAUGCAGAACAACUUCAAGCACGCCGGCCUGCGGCGCGGCGGGCCGCGGGAGCCGUGGCACGACGUCCACUGCAGGCUCGAGGGCCGCGCGGCGUGGGACGUGCUCGCCAACUUCGAGCAGCGGUGGAGGAAGCAGGCGCCGCCGGAGAUGGCCGGCUGUCUGCUCGACCUUAGCCAGGCGGAGCUCCCUGACCCCGGCAGCUUCGGCGACGACGAGCCGUGGAACGUGCAGGUGUUCCGGUCCAUCGACGACGCGUCGGUCGUCGGGUUCCCCGCCGAGCCGGUGGCGGCGGCGGCGAUGGGCCUGACGAACGGCAAGGACGUCACGAUCGACCGGAGCAUACAGGCCGGCUACGUCGAGGCCAUCCGCCGGGCGCGGCGGUUCAUCUACGUCGAGAACCAGUACUUCCUCGGCGGCUGCGCGUCGUGGGCCGAGGACCGCGACGCCGGCUGCCUCAACCUGGUGCCCGUCGAGAUCGCGCUCAAGGUCGCCGCCAAGAUCCGGCGGGGCGAGCGGUUCGCGGCGUACGUCGUGACGCCGAUGUGGCCGGAGGGCGAGCCGGCCGGCGACUCCGUCCAGGCCAUCCUCCGGUGGAACCGGCUCACCGUGGAGAUGAUGUACGGCAUCGUCACGAAGGCCAUCGACGACGCCGGGCUGCGCGGCCAGGCGCACCCCUGCGACUACCUCAACUUCUUCUGCCUCGGGAACCGGGAGGCGCCGCGCCCCGGCGAGUACUCGCCGCCGGAGACGCCGGACGUUGACACGGACUACUGGCGCGCGCAGGUGAACCGCCGGUUCCCCAUCUACGUGCACGCCAAGCUCAUGAUCGUGGACGACGAGUACGUCAUGGUCGGCUCGGCGAACCUCAACGAGCGGUCGCUGGCCGGCAACCGGGACAGCGAGAUCGCGCAGGGGAGCUACCAGCCGGCGCACCUGAACGGCGGCCCGAGCGGCCGCGCGCGCGGGCUCGUGCACGCGUUCCGGAUGUCGCUGUGGCACGAGCACCUCAUGGGCCACGCCGGCGGCGGCGGCGGCGUGUUCCUGGAGCCGGAGAGCGCGGAGUGCGUGCGCGCGGUGCGGCGAGCGGCGGAGGCGACGUGGGACGCGUACACGCGGGACACGAUGGAGGACCUGCUGGGGCACCUGCUGCCGUUCCCGAUCACCGUGUCCGAGUUCGGCGAGGUGGCCGACCUGACGGCCGACGGGUGCUUCCCGGACACGACGGCGCCGGUGAAGGGGAGGAGGUCGUUGAAGCUUCCCGCCAUUCUGACCACGUGACGCCCUGAGCUUACCGUGCCGUGCCGCAUGUACAAAACUUUGACGCAACGAUCGUCUCUUCACGAAGCCGAACAAGUGUACAUGUUGGAUUGGAUGUUGCCGAGUUUAUAUUGAGUGAAUCCAAGAUACGUCACUCGUGAUAGCCACUGAGUGACACCAAAAAAUAAUCUAGUUUUUCUUUGAGUAAAUUGUAGUGGUGGUACACAAACUUAUUAGGUGGGUGCAAUUUAAUAUACAAACUUAUAAAAUGUUUGUUUCAGUAUACAAAUUUGUCUAGUUCGUGCAGACGAGGACCAAAAUAACUUGACAACGUUAAUUUUACGAAGCUGAUGUUGAUUAGAAUGUGACGUGCAUACGUAUAGUGCGACAUAUAUAAGGCAUGUAAUAUUUAUAAAUUUGGUCUCUACUUUAUCCUUCAUCAUCGAAGUGGUGAAUUUCAUAUA